Molecule: messenger RNA, 834 nt
Organism: Glarea lozoyensis ATCC 20868
Lineage: Eukaryota; Fungi; Ascomycota; Leotiomycetes; Helotiales; Helotiaceae
Exons: 2
Coding region: 1-834 (277 amino acids)
Source: RefSeq, a predicted model, not a curated record
AUGUCCCCACAAUUCCACCUCUUCUCCCUCCUCCCCCCAGAACUUCGCACUCAAAUAUGGCUUUCCGCCUUCUCCACCCCCCCACCAACCUUCUACUUUUACAAACCUGGCGCUUGGAAAUUAACGCCAUGUUCAUGUUCCCUCGACAGCUCAGCCCUAGACUUCGUGUUUGACCACAAGGUCUACGACGCUGUUCAACUUGAUAUACCGCUAUUCUUCGUGAACCGAGAAGCGCGUGCUAUUGCACGGGCUUGGAUGCGGGAGAAUGACGUCGAAGAGGUAGAAGAUGGGGAGCGGGAGGAAAGAGUUGUGUUUAGGAAAGAAUUCAACCCGGUGAAAGAUGUGCUUUUUAUGCCGUAUGAUCAGUGGGAAAAGUUUGCAUGUGAGGGUGUGAACAGGGGGUUCGCAAACGAUGCCUUGGGUCGAUAUUUACACAGUGGCGUUAGCACUAUCAUGAAUCUUGCUCUACCAGUAGAACUAUUUCAAAGCUCUACUGGCAUUAUACUUGAGUUGGGCGAGGUGAUGGAACAAUGGUACCAGCACCUCCAGGUAUUGUACCUCAUAAUCGAUCCGCCGUCAGACCUACGACCCGUCAACGACGGCAUGAAGAUACAGCCACGAUGGAAUUUGAAAGACUCAGAAGGUGGAUCUUUCAUUUGGAAUUACGAAUCCCGCAGCUUCGAUUACAGACAGGGUGAAGAGACUCUAGAUCCGGCGCUUUGUGCGUUGAUACGAGAGAUUAGCAUGAAACUAGGUGAAGAGCUUACCAAAAACAACAUCAUAGAGUUUGAGACCAGGCCCGUCUUCGCUGUCAAGCAAUCAGCUCUAGAAUAA